Messenger RNA from Adelges cooleyi (spruce gall adelgid), 700 nucleotides. RefSeq lists its product as uncharacterized. NCBI's taxonomy places the organism in Eukaryota, Metazoa, Arthropoda, Insecta, Hemiptera, Adelgidae. The record is from RefSeq and is a predicted model, not a curated record. The transcript is spliced from 12 exons. Bases 107 to 700 code for a protein of 197 amino acids.
CCGACACACCGACCUUACGACUAGUAGCAACAAAAAUUCACAAACACAGAAAAUAAAACAUAUUUUCUUUCUUAUAAGUUAUAUUAUUUGAAUUGUUUUAAUUAUAAUGUCCAGCACGAUGAAGCUUCUCUGUACAUUAAUAACGCUCGCCAUUGUAAACGUUUCACCAAUAAUGACAGCGGCCUAUGCAAAUUCGGUUUACAUUACAAACAAAUACAUCAAAGAUGCUUUAGAUACAAAUCCUGCUGGAUUGGAAACUGCAAUUUCAAAUAUUAUUAACGGAGAUAAAUCGAUAGAGCAAAUUAAUUUGAUGUGGGCUAUACCGGAUAAAGCAAAUAUUUUCCGAAUUAAUCAUGAUCAAUCAUUUAUUAUGAUAUUACCAGAACAUAUUGCCACAGCUGAUCAGGAGGCAGUGCAAGAAGCAAUAUUCCAAGCUACAAAUAUCGCUAAGCCUCAACUGGGCCCGAACGAAAAUUAUGGGAACAGUUCAUUGCCUCAGCUUGGAGAAUACAGAAGACGUAUAUUAGGACAAGUUACAAAAAAUGUAUUUUUCGCUGCAGUAGGUAAAGGAACACAAGACCUCGACAACCUCAAAGGAAUAUGUCGUCUAUUAGUGUACAAACUGCAAAAUGAAAUUGAAAUAACAAUACUACCUGCCGAACAAUACAAUAUAUUAUUUAUCUCGAAAAUGGUUCAAUAG